CUUCCUCCUUCUGCGAAGGCGUGGGAGGACGGAAUACCCUUCCUCUCUCUUUCUCUCUCUUUCCGCAACGGUUUAUGAUUCCUUCUUGGAGGCGGCAAGCCAGAAACAACAGGACGCGGCCGCGGACGAGACAGAGUCCGAGAAGGAGAUUGACUUGGUGGUUAAUAAGAGAGAGAGAGAGAGGGAGGGAGGGAGGCAGCGGCCGUGACCACGAAAGCAUCUUCCGAUCCCUUCCCCGCCCUCCGCCUCUUUCUUGUUCUUCUCCAGUAGUUUGUGCAACAUCACGUCGUCCCAAGAUCAAGCAGGCAUUGUGAUCGAUCGUCCUAUCUCGGGCCAGAUCGAGAGUUUUCCUUCUUUACGGGCAUUCUGCAUCUUGAUACCAGCGAACGAAGAUGACGGCGCUGCAGCUACGGGGUGCCAGCGUCUCCGUGGAAGUAGGAGGAGAGAAUCGAAGGGGCUCUUCUUCUUGCUUGCACGCUCCGGGCGGUAACAAACAUAAGUCCUCCUCCGUCUCUUUUCCGAGGAGGCCGCUCCACGGGCGUCGGAGCGCCCAAGCCUCCGUCCUGGCAAUGGCCGUGGCCGCCCAAGCUCCACCGCAUCCGAUGAGCUCCCCCUCUGUCGCCGCCUGCUUGGAUCCUCUGUUACAGGGCCACCAUCACGCGAUCAUGGCAGCAGUCGACAAGAAGAAGAGGACAAGAUGGGAGGAAAAGGAGCCCGUCACCCCCGAAAAGCUGGAGCAGUGGAUGAGGGAUUCCAUCGGAGAGAUCGUGAAAAACAUCGAGGAAGCCCCGUUCCUGGUGCAGAUCUUCUCGGGCGGCGGCUGCGGCGCGGGGCGAGAGGGCGCCCUGAGGGUGGAGCGCGAGGCGGCGUCACCGGAGAGCUGGCCGCGCAUGAGCAAGCGGUGGGAUGAGGAGAGGCGCAAGCCCGACGGGGUCAUCCUGGUGGAAAAGCUCACGGACGCGGAGGAGACGGGAGCCGGGGAGGAGGGCAGAGCCACCUCCACCCCUUCCGGUCCCAGGACGUGGGGGCUGGUGGUGCAGGGCCGAGGGAUGGACUGCGCCUCGUGCUACAUUCUGAACACCAGCCGGGUUCGGUCGUCGAUGGGGUUCUGCACCCACUUCUGCCUGGUCAGAGCCAAGUGCUUUGGAGAACCCUUCGAGCUGCAGCUUAGGAAAGCUUGGCUGCAGAGGAGGUAGCACCACUGUACUCAAACCCACCCGCAUUCUUUGGUUGGUUCUCUCUUCUUUAUUGUGGGAAAGGAAAGAGGAAUCUCGCUGUGAGAGGACCUCUACAAUUCUUCUUGAUGCCAUUGGCCUCUCUUCCAUAAGAUUGGUUGGCUUGCACAGCUUUGUAAAGCAUUGUGAUGGUUGAUUGAUAGAAACUGGCAUUUGUAAUGGUGGAAUACUGUAGUUAAAUUUUUCCAACGGGUCAAAAUCGCAUCCGUAAUCCAUUCUGCCGUAUCUGGCAGCAGAUCUAGCUAAGCAAUGUUAUGUUACUACUUUAUGAAUACAGUUCUGGAGCUAUGCUAGAUCCUUUGCACUUAG
Phoenix dactylifera (date palm) is the source of this 1544-nucleotide messenger RNA. RefSeq lists its product as uncharacterized. The record is from RefSeq and is a predicted model, not a curated record. NCBI's taxonomy places the organism in Eukaryota, Viridiplantae, Streptophyta, Magnoliopsida, Arecales, Arecaceae.